Lasiodiplodia theobromae is the source of this 933-nucleotide messenger RNA. RefSeq names its product Phytanoyl-dioxygenase. The coding region runs from base 1 to 933 and encodes 310 amino acids. The transcript has a single exon. Lineage: Eukaryota; Fungi; Ascomycota; Dothideomycetes; Botryosphaeriales; Botryosphaeriaceae. The record is from RefSeq and is a predicted model, not a curated record.
AUGGCGACGGCGACCGCAACCGAGACGACGACCAGCUACGGCGCCCCAAACAUCCCGCCAGCGGAUGAACUCCGCGCCGCCCUGGCGCGCGACGGCUUCGUCCGCAUCCCUUCGCUCCUAUCGCCCGCCCAGAUCGAGGCGUUGAGGGGCGCAACCUCACGCCUCACGGCAGCGGCGCGCCGGGGCGACUGGCCGUACAUCCGCACGCUGCCGAAGCAGUUCCCACCGUGGCCGUCCAAGCCGGGGCCCAACGGCAUCUGGGGCGUGCAGCACCUGCUGCACCCGUCGAACCCGGACGCGGCGGCGUUCGCCGAGUCGUACUUUGGCGACGCCGUCAUGGGCGUGUGCAAGGCGCUGCUGCGGGCCGCCGACGACGAGCUGGUCAUGGAGCUGUAUAACCUCCUCGUGCGGCCCGACGACGACUUCGAGCUGCGGUGGCACCGCGACGACAUCGCUGCCGACGCGAGCCCCGACGAGGAGCUGCGCCGGCUGACGCAGGGCGAGGCGCUGCACGCGCAGUGGAACCUGGCUCUGUACGAGGAUCGCAGUUUGGUCGUCGUGCCUGGCAGUCAGAAUCGCGCGCGGACGGAGACGGAGAGGGCGGCGGCUCCGUAUGAGAAGGAGUUGCCCGAUAUGAAGGUCGUGGUGAUGAAGCCGGGGGACUGCGUGUUCUACAACAACAACAUUUUGCAUCGGGGGGUGUAUGACAAGAGUAGGGAAAGGAUGACGCUGCAUGGGAGUGUUGGACUGGUUAGAGGGAGCAAAGAGAGGGCGCGCAAUGUGCUUCAGCACGGGAUUGGAUCGUGGGUUGGGGAAUGUGAUUUCUCCGGGUUGGAAGAUGGCACCAGGAAGAGAGCGGAGGGGAUGAGGGAACGGUUGGUCAAGAUGGGGAGUGAUGCGGGUGAUGUGGGUUAUUUCUCAAAAGACGAGUGA